CUAUCAUUUACUAUGAUUCCGCAGGCGGUUGUGUGUUUCUACCGUUGCGGAUUGACCUCUUUCCAAGAAGUAACACAGUUUUUUUAACGCAGUUUUUAGUAGAGCAAGGGAAAAGUCCAUACAUCACAGAUGGUGUUGGUCUUUGUGCGAUGGCUAGUUAAACAUUUGGUUUAAUGAAUGGUGUUGGGGAGUGGAGUAAAGUUGAUCACUUACAUGUGUGAAUUUUGCUAUGCAAAACGUUAACAGCAGCCUGAUUACAUAGCUAAACUAGGUAGGCUAAGGAGGUAAAAUAUGACCUCGUUAAAUUUUUAGUAGAGCAAGGGAAAAGUCCAUACAUCACAGAUGAUAAUGGUCUUUGUGCGAUGGCUAGUUAAACCAACCCGUGUCCGACUGCACACGUGCAAUAUACCGCACAAGUCAUGCGCCACUUUUCCUCUCGCUCUUCCCUAUACCGCUAGUGUCGUAUGGUGGGAAACGGCGACAACUCGUUUUCUGUCAACACCAUUCUGGUAGGCAAAAUGUCAGGCAAACCAAACUUAAAAAAGAAAAACACUUUCGAUAGAAGAAAAAAUAGCCAUUUCGCUAAAAAAAAACUUGCUCGUGAUAAAGGAAAAGCAGAUGCUAGACGGAUAAAGCGAAAUCCAUUAAACCUUCAAUUUUUUUCCAGAUAUGGGGAUUUUAAAGAAGAAAAGAAUAAAAAACUUGCAAUAAAAGCUGUCAAUAAAGUUUCUAAAAUGAAAGGAUUAUUCAAUAAAAACCCUGUUGAGGAAAGUGAAACAGACCUUCCGCCUCACCAUGGAAAUGAAAUCGAACAACAACAUUCUUCUACACCUGCAAAUGAUAUUAUGUCCAAGGACAGCUGUGCCAGCAAAGUAUUGUUGUCCUGUUUGGCAAGCGAACCAAAGCUUGAGCCUCAAAGUGAAACUGAUGCUAGUUUGCUAACAAAACGAUUACUUACGGCCCUGUACCGGGAGCGAUUUUAUUCAAAACGUCUCGAUCUUUUUUUGAAAGCUAGGAGUAUGACGGAAGCGGAAGAUCUUCCGAAGUUACAAAAAUUGCUCGAAGAUGAAACCCCCCGAUAUUUAAGCCAUAAUGGAAAAGCGACAUGUCAUCUAUCCGAUCUCCAAUAAGAGCUUGAAGCUAUUCAUUUUGAAAUUUAUACUGUUCACGACGAAAUUAGCAGUGUCGCAAGUAUAAAAAUUUUAAAUUUAGUGGUAAAAAGCUCUUUGAUUGAUUUUUAAGCAGCUGCGUCAAAGUAAAGAACCAAACUGAGGAGACGCCAGACUAUUGAAAGCCAAAGCAAUAAUUAUCAUUAAUGAGAUUAAUGCAAUUUCAAAAUCUUUCAAAGUAACGGCAGAACAUUUUUCCGAAGGGAUUUUCCCGUGGGAUUCUGCACAUGACGGUAAAUGGUGUAUUUGGACCAUAAAAAUCAAGAGAACCCUAGUUUCUGUGAUUAUUGUUGAGUGACCUUUAAGGAGAACUUCAAAAUUAUAGAUUGCCAGAUUCUGAAAAAAAGAAACAAAGAACAAAUCCAUCAAUCAAAAACGGAAAUGAGGCAGUUCCUCCAGUCUCUUCAAAACAGCACGUUACUUGCUAAACAGAACGUGAACCACCAUUUGAAGGAAGAAGCAGAACUUAAUAUUUCGAAAUCCGGAAGACUAAUAUUUGUGGAAGUUAACAUGUUAUCUGGAUAUGACGAAGAAUUGUCAUACCUCCGACUGCGAAACCCCCAUUUUCUCUUAAUCUUUGCUUGAUGUUGAUGAAAGUGAUGACUACGACUCCGACACUGAUAGUGAAAAUGACGAUGCUGUGUAGGAUGUUGUGUAAUUUAUUUUUAAGCAGCUUGUGCCUUGUCUAAAUUACAUAAUAUGACUGUACAACUUGGAAUAUAUCAUACUGUACCUGCAUACAACUGUAUCAUCAAUUAUGAAUAUUAUACCGUGGACCGUGUUGAUAAAAUAAACAUGGAUUUUUAUUAUUUGUUUAUAUAAAGAAUGAGUUCUAUAGUAAACGAAGUCGAAACACUUACACUUACAUGAAAUUCGA
Daphnia pulex (common water flea) is the source of this 2046-nucleotide messenger RNA. RefSeq lists its product as uncharacterized. NCBI's taxonomy places the organism in Eukaryota, Metazoa, Arthropoda, Branchiopoda, Diplostraca, Daphniidae. The record is from RefSeq and is a predicted model, not a curated record. The coding region runs from base 465 to 1130 and encodes 221 amino acids. The transcript is spliced from 4 exons.